Echinococcus granulosus is the source of this 1380-nucleotide messenger RNA. RefSeq names its product Innexin unc-7. Gene Ontology annotation, molecular function: gap junction channel activity. Lineage: Eukaryota; Metazoa; Platyhelminthes; Cestoda; Cyclophyllidea; Taeniidae. The coding region runs from base 1 to 1380 and encodes 459 amino acids. The record is from RefSeq and is a predicted model, not a curated record. The transcript is spliced from 4 exons. Gene Ontology annotation, cellular component: gap junction; plasma membrane.
AUGGUGGGCAAGGAAUUCAUUGACCUCUUCAGGAGCUUCCAAGCCAAUACCAACCUCUCCGUCGAUGACUUUGCCGACCGGCUAAAUCUAUUUACUGUCAUUUUAUUACUCCUUUGCACCCUACUUAUUUCGAUGAAACAGUAUGUCUUCAACUCUAUUUCUUGCUACAUUCCAGUACAGCCGUCUGGCAGCGAAUUUAAAAAUUACCUUGCUGACUAUUGCUGGGUGCAUGGAACAAUCCCACUGCGGCCUGAUGAGCGAAUGCCUUCCACGCCAGAGGAAUGGAACCUCUAUGAUAAGUACCGCAGAAUCACCUACUACCAGUGGGUGCCAUUUGUGUUGGGUCUCCAAUGCAUAAUCUUCUACCUCCCACAUCUUCUUUGGGAGAUGAUAUGCAACUCCCGAGCCAGUGGUGACGUCUUCACAUUGAUUCAGGCCGCCAGGAAGGCUGCAUCCGGUAGUCGCAGUGAUCGGAAGAGGGAAGUCCAUCGAGUAGCUGAAUUCCUCGAGGACAUGAUUGAUACCCAUCAGUGUUCACGACGGGGUCGCAAGGCCAAGUUGGUAGACAAGAUGUACGACAGCUGUGGGCUCUGUGUAGUAAGUAAGCGCAUGGGAACCUGCCUCGUGUGGUCGUACAUCACUCUCAAGGUGGUCAUCAUAUUGAAUGCGGCCCUGCAAUUACAUCUCAUUCAAGUAUUCCUCGGUUUCACUGGACACUACAUUAAGCCAGUACCCGUUGACUCACUAACUCAGGGGAAAACACGAUAUCUAUCUGAAAAAAGUGAGCAUGGAUACUCAUUUGGUUGGGCCAUAGCAAGUUACAUACGCUCAGGUCAGGAAUGGCCGGAGACUCUGCUGUUCCCCCGCGUGGCCUACUGUCGCGUGCCUAGCAUCCGAUUAGUGGGCGGCGAGAACGCCUACACUGCACAAUGCACCCUUCCCAUCAAUAUGCUCAACGAGAAGAUCUAUAUCUUCCUCUGGUUCUGGGUCCUUUUCCUCCUGAUAACCAGCCUCCUUAGCCUACUUCUCUGGAUCAUUCGCGCCACCAGUCCCUUCCGUAGAUACCGGUAUAUCGCCAGAUUUUUGAGAGUUUGCAAGGUGGAUGAGGAGGCAAAGCGACCCACUGAACCGAGAAGCAGGAAAACCCAACUGCAAAAUUUUGUUGACGAUUACCUCCGGCAAGACGGAGUCUUCCUGGUCAGAAUGUUGGCGAUCAACGCAGGCGAAGUACUAGCUGCAGACGUCGUGGGACUGAUCUGGCAAGACUACCGAGACAAGAGGGCGGAAGAUAUAACCUCGCCUGCCACCAAUCCCACCUCUUUUGAAAUGAAGCUAGCCCCCCGCGAGAAGAUUCAGAAGAUUGAAGUUGGAUUCGUGUAA